This is a messenger RNA of Owenia fusiformis, 1540 nucleotides long. The record is from the annotation of a GenBank genome assembly. NCBI's taxonomy places the organism in Eukaryota, Metazoa, Annelida, Polychaeta, Sabellida, Oweniidae.
AUGCAAACUAAGCGAAUCCGAAGAGAAUCAGCUCCCUAUACCAAUGCUUCAUCGCCCACAGGCCGCUGUUUAAUUAUCAACAAUUUCGACUUCUACCCGAGAAUGCCGAACCGUUAUGGCACAGUACACGAUGUCGAUAGACUAAAACGAGUGUUUACAAGAUUCAAGUAUAUAGUAUGUGUUAAGAAUGAUCUGACUGCUGGAGCUAUUAGAAAAACAUUGACUGAAGAAAGUACUCAAGAUCAUGCUGACUCUUUCGUUCUGGUGAUUCUCUCUCAUGGUGCUGUAGAUGCUGUCUAUGGGGUAGAUGGAAAAACAGUACCGUACAAAGAGAUAUACAACUACUUCAAUGGAGAAAACUGCAAGAAACUAGCUGGCAAACCCAAAAUCAUCAUAUUCCAAGCUUGUCAAAGCAGUAGGGAGGAUGAUGGCGUUACAUCACAUGAGCGAUCGGUUGAUUGUUCAGUACAACAGGUGGAAGCAGACAGCUCUGCUGCAUCUCUACCUAUGGCAGAUUUCUUGAUAGGAUAUGCCACGACAGAAAAUUAUUCAGCACAACGUGUAAUAAGUGCAGGGACCUGGUUUAUUCAGGAAAUGCUGAACAUCUUUGAGAAGCAUGCAGUCGAGGAGGACAUCCUCACAAUGUCUUCGAAGAUCAACGCUCUUGUUGCAGACAGAUCAAUUUCGACUGGCGAGAAACAAAUGCCAUAUUUCCGAUCUUCAUUGAGAAAGAAGUUUUAUUUCAACCCCCCGGACAUUGAUGCCAUGAAUAUUUGAAGUGUCGUAAAUGUCGAAUUGUUUACGUUUCAAUGACCAAAUGACUAUGUGAGUCCCCUGCAGCCAUGCAGAACACUGAGCAGUUGAUGAAACACUCUGUACAAGUCUACAAAUCCGUAGCAUUUUUGAAACUUUAAUCAUUGGAACCUAUUUUACUGGUCGGCAACAGGGAAUUUAGUCGUUCACAAACCGAGCCGUUCGCGAGGAGGAUUGGAUCAGAGGGUUCAUACUCGAUAUUUUCCAACAAUGCCAACGUCUGUCCUCGAGUCGGCAUUUUUCACUUCAAAAUUUCUACCGCUAGUUUUGGUUUUAUUACCUAACAAAAAUUCAAAACAACCAAGAAGUGAUUAUGACAUUAGUUGCCACCAAUAUAUUAGUUCAAAUAUUUUGAAUACUGAUUUUGAAUUUAUAGCCAGCUAGUUUUGUUGCAGCCCUAGAAAUAUAGGCACGAUCAGCAAUAAUGUCGCAUCACUUGGAGAAUAUGAAGUUGGAACCCUACCUGCCAAACCCCCUUGAGCCAUUUGUAAUAUCUCCAAAUAAACGAGUUCACCAGUUCAAGACAUUUAAGGCCAGGUGAUAUGGAUUGGUUCAUCUGUACAGAUUGUAAAUGUGAUUGGAAAACUGAUUAUUACAUUAUUAAUAAUGUAAUAAUCAGUUUUCAAAUCACAUAUGUUUAUUUCAUCCACCAGAAUUGGUGAGUUUACGUCUAGUAGCAAUGAAGGUGAAACAAGUCAGGGCGUGUUCAGUGAAAAACUAAAUAUGU